GAGGCCACGUCUUGUUUUGUCUGUUUCUUUUCACUUUCGAUUUCAAUGCGAGUGUAACUCUCCGCACACUCACACACACAUACACACACAGACACAGAGACACACGCGCACGCUUGAGAGUCUCCGUUUCACACUCUUUGGCGCAUAUUACUCAAUAGCGAACGUCUCUGCGGCUGCUCCACGCCGCUCGACGCUGCUGCGUGCGUGUUGGUGAGCGUGUUGAUGGCCUUUUUGAUUUUGAAUUUGUCAGCCAACUGUUUAUUAAGUGUUUUGACGUUACCGCAAACUGUUCGCAAACGCAAAGCCCACCGCAAGGCAGUCGAACACGAACAAAAUAAGAAAAUAAAAAAAUCAGCUCACAGAAAUAUACGGCAACAGUAACAGUAACACAGCCGAAACCACAACGAAAAUUUCCAACAAAAGUCUUUUUCAAGAAAAAGUGCGUGACGCGUACAAAAUAUGUUAAAAUAUUAAAAUGGCCGCGAAAUAAAUGCACUGGGUCUUAUUGCCAAAUAUUAAGCUAAGUGGGCUGCGCGAAUUUUGUAUUUAAUUCAAUCUGAGCUGCGCUGCCUGCCGUCUGCUAUGCAAACGAGUGAUUAUUCAAUCAAAAACUCGCGCCGCUACGUGAAUUAAGUGAAACACACAAUUGCACAAAAUCGCAGACAAACCAACAACAACUACAGCAACAACAACAACAACGGCAGCAACAGCAACACCAGCAACACCAACAACACCAACAACAACGACAACGAAAGUAUUGCAAAAUGCGCGCAGUUGCAUGGCUGCUGCCGCUGCCAACGUCGCUGCUGCUGCUGCUGCCAACUCUAUUGCUCGGCCUGGACGCUGCCCACAGCAGCUACAACUCCGUCUACAAUGAUGUGAUUACGCCGGAGCUCAAAGAGGCCAUUGAUAAGGAUUUGCCCAAGCAGGCAAAGUUCUUCGAUGAGCUCGAUUUGAUACCGCAGUCGUGCCGCUUCCGUGGCCACAAAUUCGAGUGCGGCCUGUCCAUCUCGUGCGUCUUGGGCGGCGGCAAACCUCUCGAUCUCUGCUCCGGCGGCAUGAUCUGGUCAUGCUGUGUGGACAAAGAUCUCGACGCCGAGGAGAGUCCCCAUGCGGCGCCGAUCAACAAUACAAGUGACAUAAUACACUUGCACGACAUUUAUCCCGACUUGUCGCCUGCUGUUAGCAAGCCGGCGCAUCAUCAAGCACACCACCAGACGCAACACAACAGCCACAAUAGCAACAACAUCAACAGCAACGGCCUGCCAGCGGCCUCGUCAGCACGGCCGGCCUAUCCCAGCCACGCCUAUUACAGCACAAAGCGCCCAGCGCUCUACAACAGCAAUCCCUAUAAGCCCAGCUCCAGCUCCGGUUCCGGCUCCAGCUCUAGCUCAUCUGUACACCGACCCAGCGUCUCGAGCUUAAACAGCUGGGAGCAUGACUCGAAUCAUUUGGGCAUCACCAAUCAUCUGGACAGUUUCUUUGAUGCGGAUGCACCGCCAGAUGGCGCUGUUGCCACCCGACCACCAGCAUUACACGCACCCCAGGCACAGCCCUUCGCCGUGGGCAAUGUGCUCGACCUGAAUGCCGGCGAGGCGGUGGAUGAGUACCAAAGUGGUGGCUACAACGACGGCAGCUAUCGUCCAGUGCCGGGCUGCGGCGAGGUCUUUUCGCGCACCAAUCGCAUUGUGGGCGGCCACUCGACGGGUUUUGGGUCGCAUCCCUGGCAGGUGGCGCUCAUCAAGAGCGGUUUUCUCUCACGCAAACUGAGUUGCGGUGGUGCAUUGAUCUCCAAUCGCUGGGUGGUGACAGCCGCUCACUGUGUGGCCACCACCACCAAUUCGAACAUGAAAAUUCGGCUGGGCGAGUGGGACGUGCGCGGACAGGAGGAACGUCUCAAUCACGAGGAAUAUGGCAUUGAGCGCAAGGAAGUGCAUCCACAUUAUAAUCCAGCCGAUUUCAAGAACGAUGUCGCACUCAUACGACUCGAUCGCAACGUGGUUUACAAGCAGCACAUCAUACCCGUCUGCCUGCCACCGCCCACCACCAAGCUGACGGGCAAAAUGGCCACCGUUGCGGGCUGGGGCCGUACGCGGCACGGCCAGAGCACUGUGCCCUCGGUGCUGCAGGAGGUGGAUGUGGAGGUCAUCUCGAACGAUCGCUGUCAGCGCUGGUUCCGCGCCGCCGGCAGACGUGAGGCCAUACAUGAUGUCUUCCUCUGCGCCGGCUAUAAGGAGGGCGGUCGUGACUCCUGCCAGGGCGACAGCGGCGGGCCGCUCACGCUUACAAUGGACGGCCGCAAAACGCUAAUCGGACUCGUCUCUUGGGGCAUUGGCUGCGGACGGGAGCAUCUGCCGGGCGUCUAUACCAACAUACAGCACUUUGUACCGUGGAUCAACAAGGUUAUGGCCAACGACAACAAUGCGUGAAUACAGUUUCCAUAGCUAGACUGUCAUUUGAUCAAUUUGGAAGACUGCAGCCACCGCCUGCAGCUGUUGCAACUGCGACCGCAACACCCGUUUGCCUGGCCAUGUGAUUCCUCUACGACUCGGGGUUGCUAGUGUUUAAGUCGAAGCUCUCAAUCUCACAGCAGCUGAUAUUUAUUUUUUUAUAUACCCCAUCCCUAACCCAAACCCACUGGCGAUAUUCUAUUGAAUGCUGCUCGAACCUUGGAGGUUAACUGCUAAUCAUUAAAAUAUUUAUUAC
Drosophila navojoa is the source of this 2706-nucleotide messenger RNA. RefSeq lists its product as uncharacterized. Gene Ontology annotation, biological process: proteolysis. NCBI's taxonomy places the organism in Eukaryota, Metazoa, Arthropoda, Insecta, Diptera, Drosophilidae. The record is from RefSeq and is a predicted model, not a curated record. Gene Ontology annotation, molecular function: serine-type endopeptidase activity.